AUGCUAUUGGAAUUAAGAAGAGUUAGUAAAACGAUUUUAAUUUAAUUUUUAUUCAAUAAUAUGGGAUUAUGUAUAUCUACAAAAGAAGGCGAAUAACAAAUGAAUGAGGAAUUAAUGAAAGCACCUAUAGCUACAUAUGAAUAAAUAGAAGAGAAUGGUGAGUAAUUGUUUGUUGAUGAUAACCAAGAUGCAAUAUUAAAAUUGUCAGAUUUUCAAUUUGAAAAAGUUUUAGGAAGAGGAUCAUUUGGAAAAGUGAUGUUAGUGACACAUAAAUCAACAAAUAAACUAUAUGCUAUGAAAAUAUUGAGAAAAGAGAUGAUUGAAAAGAGAAAUUAGAGAUUACAUAUGUAGAAUGAAAGAACAAUUCUCGAAAAUGUGAAGAAUCCUUUUAUUGUAUAAUUACAUUAUGCAUUUUAAACAAAAACUAAGUUAUAUUUAAUAAUGGAUUUUCUAAUAGGAGGUAUUAUUUACGUACAAUAAUUUUAGGGGAAUUGUUUUUUCAUUUAAGAAGAGCAUUUCGUUUUUAGGAAGAAAGAGCAAAAUUCUAUACAGCUGAAUUAGUUUUAGCAUUAGAAUAUUUGCAUAAAAGUGAUAUUAUUUAUAGAGAUUUAAAACCAGAAAAUAUUUUAUUAGAUAUAGAAGGACAUCUGAAAAUAACAGAUUUUGGUUUGUCUAAAAUUAAUGUUAAGGGUGAUGAAAAAACAAACACAUUUUGUGGUACACCUGAGUAUUUGGCACCUGAAAUUCUAUUAGGUGGAGGACACAAUAAAUCUGUAGAUUGGUGGAGUUUAGGUGCUUUACUUUAUGAAAUGCUUGCGGGUGCACCACCUUUUUAUUCAAAAGAUAAAACAUAAAUGUUUAAAAAUAGACUUGAAAAACCUAUAGAAAUGAAAGAAUGGUUUUCAAAUGCUGCUAGAUCAGUAUUGAAUGGAUUAUUAUAAAAUGAUGUAAAAUUUAAAAAUAUUAUUAGCCGACAAAAAGAUUAGGAGCAAAUGGAAGUUAAGAAAUUAAAGAUCAUGAAUUCUUUAGAGAAAUCGAUUGGGAUAAAUUAUAUAAUAAAUAAAUUUAACCGCCUUUUAAACCAAAAGUUUUUGGUCACAAAGACUUAAGACAUUUUGAUGAUAUGUUUACUUAAGAGCCUCCUUAAGAUACUCCCAUAAAUAAAAUGCAGAAAUACGAAACUUAUGAAAGGUUUACUUUUGUAAAAACUAAUGAAAUUAAUGAUUUAAAUAAAGAUGAAGAAAAGUUUAUUGAAGUGAAUGAAAACUUUAAAUUAUAAAAAAUUUGAACUA
Paramecium sonneborni is the source of this 1292-nucleotide messenger RNA. The record is from the annotation of a GenBank genome assembly. NCBI's taxonomy places the organism in Eukaryota, Ciliophora, Oligohymenophorea, Peniculida, Parameciidae.